UGUCUUCGUUUUCCAUACGUUCUAGUUCGAAGAGGAAGAAGAAGGAUUUGUCAAGACAAUAUCCAUUGAUCUCUUCCCCCUUGGGUGAACAUGUGUGGACACCAUUCCAUCAACAUCCAAUCCAUUCGAAAGCAUGAAUCUUGAAAUUAUUCAUGCAUGUUCUUCAUGGAAGCCUUUUAAGACCACGCUCGGUCAAAUGGGGGAAACGAGAAGAGUCUGCUGGAGGAUGACGACUGAUGAGCUGCCCCUCGUCGUCGUCUUCAUUGGACCGGGCCGACCUGGCUUGCCUUGUGGAUCAAGCUGCAUCCCGUCUGCUGAAUGCGCUCUAGAAAAAGCCCCUUUCGUCGCUCCGACUCCAAAAUUCAUCGUCACCCCCAAAUCAAGAUCCUGCUUUCGUCGAUCUCCAGUGAUCGAUCAAUCAUCUUCAACACGACCCAGACCCAAAUCCUCCGAUCGAAUCAUACCCAUCUCCGAUUCGACCGAAUUUGAAUCCGCCACCAUGUUCGCCGCCGAUCCCAAUCGAAACCUGACCUCCUCACCAGUCGCCACUAAGUUCUUCUUGUUCUUGCUGUUUCUGCUUCAUCCGCAUCUUCAGCUCGCGCAUGCCAAGAAGCCCCACGCCAUCGCCUUCCGAUCUCCGGCCCUCUACCCGGAAGCCAUGGCCUGGGACCCGUCGGCCCAGCACUUCCUCGUCGGCUCCCUCCGGAGCCGCUCCAUCCACACCGUCUCCGACGCCGGCGUCGUCGAGGGCCUCAUCCACGACGACUCCCUGCCCCCCAACUCCACCAUCCUCGGCAUCGCCGUCGACCGCCCCCGCAACCGCCUCCUGGCGGUCGUCCACUCCGUCGCCCCCCUCCCCCCCUUCAACGCCCUCGUCGCCUACGACCUCCGCUCCCCCCGACGGCGCCGCCUCUUCCUCUCCCUCCUCCCCCCCUCCCCCUCCGGCGAGGACGGCGCGAACGACGUGGCCGUCGACUUCGACGGCAACGCCUUCGUCACCAACUCCUUCGCGGACCUCAUCUGGAAGGUCAGCCCCGACGGGGCCGCCUCGAUCUUCUCCAGAUCCCCGGCGUUCACCUCCUUCCCCGUCGACCGCGACGCGCCGCACAGCUACUGCGGCCUCAACGGGAUCGCCCACGUCGGCAGGGGGCACCUCCUGGUGGUCCAGUCCAACACGGGGAAGAUGUACAGGGUCGACGCGGAGGACGGCGCGGCGAGGGCCGUGCUGCUCGACAGGGACCUGCCGCUGGCCGACGACGUGGCGGUCCGGAGGGACGGGGUGGUGCUGGUGGUGUCCAUGAACAAGCUGUGGUUCCUGAAGAGCGAGGACGGGUGGGGGGAGGGGGUGGUGUACGACGAGGCGGCGCUGGACGCGGAGAGGUUCCCGACGUCGGUGGCGGUGGGGGCGGAGGAGAGGGCGUACGUGCUGUACGGGCACGUGCUGGAGGCCAUGUCGGCGGCGGCGGCGGCGGCGGGGAGGGAGUGGUUCGGGAUCGAGGAGGUGAGGUCGGAGAGGGAGAGCCAGGACGAGAAGGUGUGGAUAUACGUGCUGCUGGGCCUGGGCUUGGCUUACUUCAUGUUCUGGAGGUUCCAGAUGAAGCAGCUCGUGACCCACCUCAACAAAAAGACCAAUUAGCCCCCGGUCCUCGCCCUUCUUUUUGAGCAAAUGUUGUUUCCUUUUUUUUUUUUUUUUUUUUUUGUGGUUUUUUGGUCUUUUUGAUCUUUGUUUGGCCUGGAUUGGCUGAUGAUUAGGUUUGGUUUUGUGGAGCAGUGAUUAGUGAAUUCAGAGCACGUUGGAUUUUGUUCAAA
Molecule: messenger RNA, 1809 nt
Organism: Syzygium oleosum
Lineage: Eukaryota; Viridiplantae; Streptophyta; Magnoliopsida; Myrtales; Myrtaceae
Exons: 2
Coding region: 134-1636 (500 amino acids)
Cellular component (GO): endoplasmic reticulum
Source: RefSeq, a predicted model, not a curated record